AUUUUCUCUAAUUAAAUAAUAUUUAUAUUUUCUAAAUUACAAAAGAGAGAAUUGAAAACACUCAUCCAUCACAUUUAAUUGAUCACACACUUACGAACACUUACGAGUUAGAAGAAGAAGAAGAAGAAGAAGGUAACGACAACUCAAAAAUAAAGGCACAUGGUAGUUAUUGUCCAACAAUAUCUUAAUUUAAUAAGAGGCAGCAUUUUAUAUUUAAAUUACAUAAAUCAAAUCUGUUUUUACUUCAUCAAUAUUCUUCAUAAAAAGGAGAAGAACCCUUUUUAAGCUAAAUGUAAGUCCUCUUUUUGUUCUUAAUAAAACCUAACCUCAAUUAUCUUUGCCUGUGAUAAAUUUCACUAAUUCAGAGUUUAGUUAUUAUUUUAUGGCAGAACGUAUAGAGGAUUUAAAUUUACCGUAUGCGGUUGUAACUCGCUUAAUUAAGGAUGCACUCCCCAGUGGUGUUGCAAUUGGAAAAGAUGCAAAGCUUGCAGUGGCCAAAGCAUCGUCGAUAUUUAUUUUAUACCUGACAACUGCUGCCAAUACAAUUGCCAAAAACCAUAAUCGAAAAACAAUUAGCGGAGCAGAUGUAACAGAGGCUAUGAAGGAUAUCGAAUUGGAACAAUUUCUCCAACCAUUAGAAGAAUCCCUGGAGAUUUUCAAGAAAUCCCAAAAAGAAAAGAAAGAAGCGAUUGAUAGAAAGAAACAAAAUAAUAAGGACGAUGCAUCUGAGGAACAUUCUGAGUAAAAUCUUAAGGAGAUUCAUAUCAAACAAAGAAAUCUUUUAAUUUCAAACAUAUUUUUAACUUUUUUCUAUUUUUCAAUGUAAUAAUGAGCGAAAAAAAAUUCUUCUUUUAAUCUUUGCAUGUAAUUAAUACAAUUAAAGAAGAUCGUAUUUUUUAUUAAACAAUUGCUACUUACA
Molecule: messenger RNA, 919 nt
Organism: Leptopilina heterotoma
Lineage: Eukaryota; Metazoa; Arthropoda; Insecta; Hymenoptera; Figitidae
Product: DNA polymerase epsilon subunit 3-like
Exons: 2
Coding region: 383-745 (120 amino acids)
Biological process (GO): DNA damage response; heterochromatin formation; leading strand elongation
Cellular component (GO): CHRAC; epsilon DNA polymerase complex
Molecular function (GO): protein heterodimerization activity; chromatin DNA binding
Source: RefSeq, a predicted model, not a curated record